Molecule: messenger RNA, 2649 nt
Organism: Microplitis mediator
Lineage: Eukaryota; Metazoa; Arthropoda; Insecta; Hymenoptera; Braconidae
Exons: 3
Coding region: 386-2371 (661 amino acids)
Source: RefSeq, a predicted model, not a curated record
UGUAUGCUAGUAUGUUAUUGUUUGUUUGUUGAUGGAAGAUUUGCAGAAUAAGAGAUAUUGGAUCAAUAUAUGGGCGCUAUUUAGGAUGACUCAAGUAGCUGUAGUUUGAAAACUAAAUGGAAAAUCUAAGAAAUUGAUGGAAAUAAAAAUAACUGCAAUUUCUAGAAAACAUUAUUGUGGUGACCUAGUUGACGUGUGUCUUCGGCAAUCGUUUAUGCAGAUCUUAUCGCUGGAUCCUUACACUACAAUUUGAGUUGUCAUAGGCAACGUAUGAGUGUCACAACGCAUUCGAUAAACAUUUAUGUACAGUCGCAGAGUUGUCUUCGAACGGUAUUGUUGCAAUAUUUUGACUAUUGAGUUAUAGUUGAGCUGAUGGUAUGCAAUAAUGAAGAUUAAAAUCCUAAUUUUUUGCUGGUACUGCCUACAUGUCACUGAUAGUGCGUUCAAUGAUCUUAUUUAUUUGAAUUUUUCUCUCAAUAGUUCAACGAAGCGGCUGAUUAGCCAUGAGAGAGAACUAGUUGAAACGUGUUUUAUAAAUAAUUCGAAUCCGGCGAUAAUAACUUCUGAUUUAAUCGAUGAUGGCUACAAAAAACAAAAUCUGGGUGAUGGUAAAGGAAGAAAUUCGCCGGUGAUUGUAAUUAACGAGGAUUUGAAGGGGGAUAGGAUCAAAGGAUAUGUUCCUACUUACCCCACAUACGUUCUGUCAUUUGAGUCAAUUAAAAAACUGGAGGCACAAGUUGAAGAGUUUAGAUCAUCGGCAAUCUGGAGUAUAAAGUCGCCUUUCUUGGUCAUCGAUACUAACAAAGAGUCGCGGUGUGCGAAUGCUGGAAAAGUACUUGGGUUUUUGUGGACAAUUGAUUUAUUGUCCGCGUAUUACUUGUGUUCUGACGAUGGCAACAAUUCGACGAUCGUUUAUACUUUGAACCCAUUCACGAAUUACGCUCCACUACCAUGGGUUAAAGUUGAAGCAGCCGAUCAGUUUGACGACAACAAGGGCAAGAAAUGGACACUCUACAAUCUCCAAUAUACUAAAGAUCGAACUUCAUGUGAAAAUAUAUCCUUUGACAAGACUCAAGAUCUUGCUGGCCACAAAAUCAAAUUCGCAGUUGUUUUGGAUUUACCGAUGAAAGAUGAGAGCGUUAAAGUAAAUAAAAUAAAUAAAGCCUUUAAAAAGUUAUUAAGUGAAACAUCUGUUAAUUUAUUGACGUUACCACAUUAUAUUAAUGCCGAAGGAUCUAUAAACGUUUCAGAUUUCCUUCAUGAUACAUUUAUUAAAAGAGGGUAUAAUACAGAAUUUGCCAAUAAAAGUAUUGACGCUUACAGUUCUGUUUUGCAAUUAGCAGAUACUAAUCACGAGUUUUCGGAUUUUAUAACGCAGUAUCGCGAAGCACGGUAUUCGAUUUUAACUAAAAAGUCAAAUUAUUUAACGGCAAUGAGCGAGAUAACUUACAACCUGCAGUUUAUUAUUUUGACAAUAAUUGUCUUAGUAUUGAUAGCAGUAAUUAUAAUAGUUAAUAACAAAUUCGACAUAAGCGGGGGUAUUAUGGACGUGAUAAAGAUGUCAGCAGGAAUGGGAGUGAUGUCACCGUUCGACAAGCUAUCGAUGAGAAUAAUUUACUUGAGCGGCUUCUUGUUUAUUUUCACUGUAAUGCCCGAGUUCCAGGGACAAAUAUCCGCCAUUUUGUCGAAGCCUAUGCGCCGUAACGUUGAGACGUUAAAAGACCUGUACGAGAAUAAGUUCCACGUUUACUAUGACAGGUUAUUAGAGAAUGACAUUAUCCAUGAAAAGUUGUGGGUCACUGAUGAGGACAAACAAUAUUUACAUCCAUCGGACAUUUCAGGAUUAAAUAAUUGUUCAGUAAAAGCAAAAAUGAAUUCAACAAUAUCUUGUAUUGAUUCCAGAGAGAUGCAGAUGCGUCAUGCUUCAAGAUCAAAGUAUUUAUAUGUUUCAAAAGAGGUUACUUUUAAAAAAUAUUUAGUUUAUUGGACAAGAAAGGACUGGGCUGUCAAACACAAACUCGAUAAAAUAGCUUCGUUAUUUGUGGAAUCUGGUUUUAUUCAUUAUAAUUAUCAAAGAUUCAUGAAGAUGUAUUCCAAAAAAAUAGAAAAAUUAAAUAAAAUCGAACAACAAAGAAAUUACGAGCAGAUUGAUUUCGAUCAUUUAGUGUUUAGUUAUAUGUUUACUGGAGCGAUUUUACUCUGGAGUUUGAUUAUCUUUGGAAUUGAAGUUCUCUUCCAUAAGCAUUCAAAAAUUUGCAGACAAAUUAAAAUGCGCAGAAAUUUUAGGAAGAAAAUUUCUGUAAGGUCGCAGCCGAGAAUUAUUUUCUUUCCCGGACGAAUGGUUCUUUCAAACAGCCGCAAUCAAGUUUAAAAUAUACACAUAAAUAUAUACCUACUAUACGUAUUGUUAAUUACGUCACAAUCUGCUGCACAAUAAUCAUGUUCAAGUCUUCUUAGCUAUAUAUUAAUUGUCUGGUUUUUCAGAAGACUUUGUUUCUUGUUGAUGUUUUUGUAAAAUUUAAACUACAAAGUCUAAUCGCACCCAGUAUGACGUUAUUCACUAUGCUAAAUAGUACAAAAAUAUUUGCGUAGUUUACAUAUGUCUGUAUAGCGGAAUAGACUAGAUCGUCCUGUCCAAAAAUUCCCAUA